This is a messenger RNA of Mesorhabditis belari, 858 nucleotides long. The record is from the annotation of a GenBank genome assembly. NCBI's taxonomy places the organism in Eukaryota, Metazoa, Nematoda, Chromadorea, Rhabditida, Rhabditidae.
AUGUACAGACUCAGCCUACUCGCAGCUCUCCUCUUGGGAGCGAACUGCCAAUACGCUAGCGGCGGCGGUGGCGGCGGAGGCGGCGGAUACGCCGGUGGUGCUCCUGCUGGAGGUGGCGGAUACGGUGCUCCACCCAUGGCUCCUCCCCCUCCCCCACCAUCGAGCUAUGGAGCUCCUCCCGCUGGAGGCGGAUACUCGGCUCCUCAAGCCCCACCCCCGCCACCACCACCACCACCUCCUCCAUCAAGCUACGGAGCUCCUCCAGCUGACGCCGGAGGCUAUUCGGCUCCCCAAGCUCCACCACCGCCUCCUCCUCCUCCACCACCACCACCAUCAAGCUACGGAGCACCACCACCAGCUGCCGGAGGAUACUCUGCCCCUCAGGCUCCACCACCCUACGGACCACCACCACCCGCCGCCGGAGGAUACUCUGCCCCUCAAGCUCCUCCACCAAGCUUCUCUCCUCCUGCCCCAGCUCCUCCCCCGCCAAGCUUCUCACCUCCCGCCCCAGCUCCUCCCCCACCACCACCAGCCAUGCCUCCAGCCAUGCCCCCAGCACCCGAAGCACCAGCGCCCGCCGCCCAGAACUCGUACGGAGAUGAGCCAGCUGCUGCCCCAGCCCCAGCUGAGGCCUCUUCUUCAUCUUCUUACCGCCAUCGUCAUCGCAAAGUGUUCCGUCAUCGCAAAGUCGCCCGUGUCUUCCGUCACAAGGUGCGCAAGGUGGCCGCUCGUAAAGUGGUGCGAAAGGUGGUUCGCCGUGUCGCCGCUCGCAAGGCGGUUCGUCGUGUGGUCGCUCGCCGUGUGGUCGCUCGCCGUGUGGCCGCUCGUCGUGCCGCCCGCCGUGCCGCCCGCCGUUUG